AUGGAGGUGCCCAAAGCCCGGGGAGCAGGCAGAUCUGGCCCUCGCCGACGGACAGGUUGUCUGACGUGCCGGGCUCGCAAGGUCCGCUGCGAUGAGGCAAAGCCGAGUUGUUCAAAUUGCGAUCGCCUUCGCCUUCAUUGCGCCUACAAACCGCCUAUCGCUCUCGGUAGCCCGUGGUCAGCCUCGACUCGAAUAACCCAUAACCGACACACGAAUGCUGUUGCACACACGAUAUCGCAAGCCGGACCAGCACCGGCGCUGGGACUGACUUCAGCGGCGGCCGUCGUCGCGGCUGCCUCGCAGCGUUCGCCCGACAUCAAUUUCUUUAAUACCGUGCUCCGCUCGGAUGAGCAUCAUCGUACCAUCGCCGCGCAGGCAGCGCCAGUGCGACGGCUACCUACAGACCCCGAUUCAUACCCGCCGGAAUUGGGAGGCUCGUUUGAUAUUCUCGGAUUCAUGGGAGGGAUUACAUCUGAGUUGGAGCAGAAGCAUCUUGACCUGACGAGUGGAUUGGCGGCAUUCACGACCAGCCAGACACCCCAACCGCUAGCAGCAGGUAUCACAGGGACUACAUCGGAAGAGGCGCAGCUUGUGGGCGAGCGACGCUCACCACUAAGUCCGGAUGGCUCAGCUUCGUUGGUAGACGGAGUUUCCAUUGGCAGUGCCUCAGAUGCUGCGACUACCCGCAGUAGCUGGCCUGAUCCCGGUAGCACUACGUAUGAGGAGCAGCUUCUCCAACAUUUCUUGGCGAUUGAUCCCCCGGCAGCGAUAUUCGGGCCAGUGACAAUGGAGUGGAAAUAUGUUCGGCCGUCGAUCCUCGCUCAUGCGCGGGAGUAUGGUCCGCUAUUGAAUGCGCUAUAUUGUUACUCGGAUAUAAAUAAGGCUAUGAUGGAAGGGAAGCGAUGGCGAUGGGCGCCUACGUACUACCGAGUAGCCAGCUCGGAGAUUCAGGCGUGUCUUCUUGGGGACGUGACUGACACGACGUUGGUCAAAGUCUUUGCAACGGUGUUCUUCUUGAUGCUAUCCGAGUUAUUCUCAUCACCCGAGCUUUGUGCUCCAGGCACAUCAUAUCUCCAUUCUGCUUAUCUUCUACUCCAAAGAUUCAGUGAUCGCACUCAAGCCUGGACUGGACUAGGGCAUUUAUUGGUAUCAUGGGUUUCACUUCUUGACGUGAAAUCACUUAUUGCAGGCCGCGAGGGUGACCCAGUGAUUGGACUUGGCCACAUAUCUGAGCAAGAGCCAAUGGGAAGGAUACCAGAGCAGCCCCAAGCAACAACUCCUACCGAAGAACGCAAGGAGAAUGGUAGCGAGGACCCAUUCCGCAGCCCUGGCUAUCUCGUUUACGAGGCAAUCGUCGACCCCGCAUUUCGUUUCUUUGUGAAAGCCCAACAGAUUGUCCGGCGCAUUGUCUGCAUUGACCUCCACCAUCGCAGCCGGGGCACGCUCAGCGACGAAUUCGAAGUCCUCCAAAUAGCGCACAAAGUGGGCGCAGACCUCGAGACCCUCUGGCACCGCCGACCCUCUGUCAUCGAUGUGUACGGUAACCCAGAUGCCUUGACUGAUACACUAUGUGCACCUGUCGCCCAUGAAGUCUGCCGUACUUUCAGGCAAUAUAUGGCCACUUUUCUAGCAAACUUUAUCUACCUUCACCGCGUGGCAUUCGCAAUCUAUCCCCGAACCGACCGUGUCAAUGGCGCGGUUGACCAAAUCAUCCAACUCGCCACAGUCGAAUCUGCGGGUGUGGAAUCAGGACAUCUGCCGGUUAGCUUUCUAUGGCCAUUAUUUGUUGCGGGCCUGGAAGGCUCUCCCGAGCAACGGCAGUGGAUUGUGCAAGAAAUGCAGCGUAUGACCGCAAACCUUGAUUCAGACCCUGCUUCCUCCGUUGCCUGCCAUCCAUCUGCGGAGAAAGUCAUCGUAUUAUUGGAAGAGAUGGCGAGGAGACAGGAUGUGUCGCGGUCAUGGGCGGACUCGCGGUGUGUACGACAGGAAUUGUUUACGGAUUUCUUUUUCAUGAUAUAA
Penicillium daleae is the source of this 2019-nucleotide messenger RNA. RefSeq names its product Zn(II)2Cys6 transcription factor. The record is from RefSeq and is a predicted model, not a curated record. Gene Ontology annotation, biological process: positive regulation of transcription by RNA polymerase II. Gene Ontology annotation, cellular component: nucleus. Bases 1 to 2019 code for a protein of 672 amino acids. The transcript is spliced from 3 exons. Gene Ontology annotation, molecular function: zinc ion binding; DNA-binding transcription factor activity, RNA polymerase II-specific; transcription cis-regulatory region binding. NCBI's taxonomy places the organism in Eukaryota, Fungi, Ascomycota, Eurotiomycetes, Eurotiales, Aspergillaceae.